GCGCUUUCGGCCUUGUAAGUUUCGUCAUCAAGUUAGGACAUUAAUUCCGCCUGGAAUACAAUAGCGUAGGUCAACAUAACACAAAGGUUAGAUAUGUGUAUUUUUUAACGAACGUAUGAUAUUUUAAUCGUUUACAAAAUCGUGCGCCAAUGAGGAAAACUACUUGUACGGUGCGCAUGCAUCAUACGCGAACAGGUCAUGUUUCGUCUGGUCCGUAUGCUUGACAUAUCACAUGCAGUUGCAAGAGGGUAACGCGCUUUUAAAGCCUCUAGUUUGCUGCGCUUUAUUACUUAUCAAAUGAACUCGAGAACUCAGGUAGCGCGCUGACGACACUGAGAUGAGAUUAUUCAUGUGUGGCAUAGGACGGAGGACGACAUAAAUUGUAACAUCUGUCAUGGCCGACGAGAUCGGUCUGGAAGCUGAGGAAGCAUUUCAAAGUCCUGCGCAAGUGCCACAUCGAAUUGGCAGGCCUGUACAGAAAUUCCUUGGCGAUGCGGGCCUCUACUCGUACUGUGCCAUCUGUGCUCUUUCACUCCAUGACUUAUUCCCGGAUGAAUGGGACAGAGAUUUCUCCGAGAGGUGUCUCUCACAGAUCAUUUGUCACCUAAGUCUUCCUGGUCAGGUCCGACCUGUCAUGCAGGCUCUCAUGGGUGGAGAGGGUGGGGAGCUGGAGCCCUUUAUUCACGUGCUCAAGGAGGAACCUGGGCUGAAUGGAAACUGCCUGCGUGUGGUUGAGGAUCUCGUCCUCUUUGCCGUGCAAGGAGGUAUUUACGACGCUCGAACACGAGUUUUUAUAUUUUACGUGGCACUCAGACUGAGGGUGUCUCGAGCCCUGGUCGAAAUGUACGAAGAAUCGGUCGUCGAGAUGCUGUCCCAAGAAGUGCACGAACAGACUGAGGAAGAGCGCAAAGAAAUUGCGAAAAGGCAGCGAAACAAGAAGCUCAAGCGUUUUCUCAUGAUUGGUCUUGCUACGGUGGGAGGAGGUGCCGUCAUCGGCCUGACGGGUGGUUUGGCAGCGCCGCUGAUGGCUGCCGGCGCGGGGGCCAUCAUAGGAGGUGCCGGAGCUGCUGCCUUGGGCUCUGCCACUGGGAUAGCAGUCAUUGGCUCACUCAUUGGCAUUGCCGGAGCUGGGUUGACGGGGUACAAGAUGAAGAAGAGGGUGGGUGAAAUCGAAGAGUUUGCAUUCGACACGCUCACAGAGGGAAGGGGACUGCACGUCACGCUGGCAGUUUCAGGCUGGCUGUCUGAUGACGAACCGGGCGCACUGAAGAAGCCAUGGAGGACCCUGCAGAAUUCGCGAGAGCAGUACUGCCUCCGUUACGAGUCAUCCUACCUGCUGGAGCUCGGUCAUGCCAUCGACUAUCUCUUCAGCUUUGCAGUCUCCAUGGCAGCACAGGAGGCACUCAAGUACACUAUCUUGUCAGGCCUGAUUGCUGCCAUCACUUGGCCGGCGACCCUAGUCAUGGUGGCAGGUGUCAUCGACAACCCUUGGGGCGUGUGCAUCCGACGUUCAGCCGAGGUGGGACGUCAUCUUGCCGAAAUCCUGCUGGCCCGUCAACAGGGCAAGCGACCGGUGACCCUGGUGGGAUUCAGCCUGGGAGCUCGGGUCAUUUUCUAUUGCCUCAAAGAAAUGGCAAAGAGGAAAGGGUGCGAAGGGAUCAUAGAGGAUGCGGUUCUCCUGGGUGCCCCCGUUCCGGCUCACAAGGAGGAGUGGAAGCCCAUGGCACGGGUCGUGAGCGGCAGGAUCGUCAACGGCUACUGCAGAGGAGACUGGCUGCUCAAAUUCCUGCACCGGACGUCUUCAGCGACCCUCAAGAUAGCCGGCCUGCAAGCAAUCCGCUGGAACAACAGGCGCAUGUUCAACGUUGACCUGAGCGACGUGGUGUCCGGUCACACGGACUACGUGAAGAAGAUGGACAUCAUCCUGAAGGCGGUGGGCAUCCAGACGUGCGACGACGUCUUUGACGUGGACUCGAACAUGCGCAAGUCCAAGUCCUACGCUCCGGAGAGGGGAGACAGCAUGCCCGGCUGCCAGCUGCACCGCUCCAAGUCGGACUCUGUCCUAGUCAGCCGCAAGAUGGUUUCCCUGGCGAACCCUCUGGGCAGCCACCUGAGGAACACGGAGCGCCCCCUGAGCUACUCGCUCGAGAGCGUGCUCAGUCGCAGCAGCUCGGCGUUUGGGAGCAGCGCCGCCACGGACGCCCACCACUGGUCGCCCCGGGGCUUCCUGCGCUCCACCCGCAACCUGCUCAAGCCUCGGGGCGGUGGCGGCGGCACCUUCGACGACGACGCGACCAGCGGGGUGGGCUCGACGGUCGACAGCUGGGAGUGGAACGCCUGGGAGGAAGAGGCCGCCGCCGACUCGAGUCCACACCCGCACGGCAGGCCCCAAACGUGAUGCGAGAGUCGUCUCUAUUUCGUUCCCUUCGACGAGUGCUAAUCGAUUUCCACGUUGGCGUUCGGUCGGGCGCUUUUCUCCCGUUGGGUAGGGUCGCUGAUGGGAUCAGAAAGGCACGGCACUUCUUUUCGAUGCCCAAAAAUGCAUUUGUUGCCUUCCACAGUGCUUUGGCCUAGUGUGCACUCUCGAAGCUCCCGAGAUGUUGAAAACAUUGUCAAAGGCUUGCGCCGAAACAAGCGGGAGACCUCCCUGCCGUUUCCCACUUGUCGUGACUAUAUAGAAGUGGCUUGGUACGGGGAGAAAGGCUCAUUCUUUUUGAGUCCUUUCAUUGAAACGUAGUACAGACGCUCUAUAAACUCAAAGUAGGCACUCGUACGAACAGAGUCUGUUUUGUCGCGUUCGUAUGGAGGAUCCCUUACCUGGAGGCGUGAUGAAGAACAGCGCACAAAAAACAGGACAAGAAGAGACAUGCAUAGAACACGCAAGCGCCGACUCGCAACCAAUAUUUAUAAGAGGAAGCAGAAAACGACAUUCGAACGUCGUUUUCUUCUUCCUCUCAUAAAUAUCAGUUGCGAGUCAGCGCUUGCAUGUUCUAUGUGUGUCUCUUCCUUUUCCUGUCUUUUGUCUGCUGUUCUUCAUUGUGUCUCAAUACCAACUGGCCCAACUCAGCCCAUUGAUUCCUUUGUUAUUUCUUAAAAAUUGCUUCCUCGCUGAUUUGGAGCAGCAAGACGAGAACUUUGUGGAGUUGCACGAGGGAUUCAGAAGAGGCUUCUAAUUUUGGGCAACAGACGGAAUGUUUUGGCCGUUUUUGCCUUGCUCUCUCAUCCGUAACGGUGGGAGGUGCUGCGGAUAAUUUGUCUGAAAAUCAAAGGGAAACCUACUUUUUCCUACUCGGCAUAUCAGUUGAUCGAGCGAGGCUCGUUGCACAAAGUAGAACUAUUGUAUACCUCUUGGCGUAGAUAGUACAAAUUUCUGUGUAUUUACACUGGUACGCAUAUCAUGUGUCAAAUGUUGUACUGCUGCAUACCCGGGGUAAUGUUUUUUUAGGAGUGAAACAAUACUUCCCUGACUUUGAACCCACUGAGUAUAAAAUAUUGUAAUAAUCAAACUUAGUCUCAACAGCACAACCUCUUUUAGCUCAUCUCAUGAUUUGUGAGCAUGAUGAUUCACAAAAAAUGGUAUACGGUGUUUUUUUCUAGUUACGUCACUCUUGGUUUAUACAUCUUCUUUUGAUCUGAGUAAUGCUUUGUGCUGUUUCAGCAUGUGAAUGAAUGUGUACAGAGAGGUUUAUCUAGCCGGAACAUGAGAUUGUCAAGUUUGGCUAUUUUUAUCCCCCUAGUACUAGAAGGCUGCCAACAAAAAUACUAUUUACUGCUAGACUGCAAUAUCAUAAUUUGUAGCACUGACUGGGGUGGUUAAGUUGAAUGUUUAACGCUAACCUACAAAAAGAAAUUGCAGCGAAAAAUCAAUAUCGUCUUAGCAAAAACUGGUCCGCUUAGUUAACAUGAGAGAGUUGCAAGUUUUAGUAACUUAUACAUAGACCUAAAUAAUUUAUGCCUCAGCAUUCAGAAAUCUGAGAUUUAUUACAUGGUACAUACUUUGUUUUUUUAUUACAUUUUUAUGUUACUGAACUUUUACUCUCUUUUUUUAUUGUUUCGUGUUCUAUUCUACUGUAGGUUUCCUAAGAACACCUCUAUAAUCUCUUGUCAAUACCCAGGUCGGAAAGUGUUUAAAAAAGACAAAAGACUUGGUUGGCAAAAAUUUCUGUAGUUUUUUUUAGUCUGCUCACAAUUUAAGUGCCGUGCUGCUGAAGUUUUUUUCACGGUGUUUUGGGGGUUCUUGCUUGAUCUUUGUUGUUUGUUAGUGUAGUGUGGUUUUGCAAUUCCUAAUAAUGUGCAAUAUUGAUUUAGUAUAUAUAUGGCACCGGUGAUCUCAUAGAUUAAUAUAUUUAUUCUUUAUGGGACCUCAAUAAUAAGUUGAUAAUAAGUCACGAAAUAUACAAUACCUUUCUGUUCCUAGUGUAAUCUGUUAUUUUAUUUUUUUGUAAUCCAAGUUAUUUUCUCCAUUCGCACAUAUACAUGCUGCUCCGUUAGGAAUUGUGCAAGGGGGUAGAUAAGUGCAAAUGUAAAAAAUACACGCACAUAACAGCACGCUCGCCGAUUUUAUACGGCACAUGUAACGUACACAGCCCGACGCAGUUAGCACGAACGCAACAAUGGCAUUUUCUUGCAUUUCAUCGUGGCAGCGUAUUAACGGACACCAAGGUUAGUGCUCCGACUGAGUACUUUUAUCACUAUAGAAGGCUCGAUGACAGACCUCGAGUUCCGAGAGAAAGACAGCAGAAAACCGACGGUCACUUGCACUUGUUUGCGCUAACUGUUGUCAAACUUUGUAUCAUGGAGGUCUUUGUGUGUUCGACAGACUCUUUCACGGGCUUUCGUGGUAAUGGUUCUUGCAGUUUUUCCUGGGUGACAGGUUGAGAUGGAGUGGCCUUGAGGAUUUGUGUUUUGCGAGCAAGUUUAGGCUGUUGGGCCCAGAUAAACAUUCUUCUUAUUUUUGAAUCCCAUGUGGAUGGGAUAGGACCUUUCAAAUCGGUACCCGAGACAGGUAUACGUUAAUAAUUAAAAAUAAAUGGCGCAAAGGUCAAGUACACAUUGACGGAACAAGCGCUAACUCAUAACUGUCAUUUUAAUACUUAUACAGAAGACGAGAAAGAGCUAGCUUUUCAUUCUCUCCUUUCUUUUCAGCAUAUAAAAAUCCUUGCCAAAAUGAAAUUGCCUUAAUGGGAAGAGGAAGUUAGGUUCAAGGAACUGAGAAAUAACGUGAAGAAAGAAAGAAGAGCUUCACCUGUGGCAAAGUAUACGUGGUUCAGUCAGGUCGCUGCAUGAACACCAGGUUACGGGAGCAUGCUUCUUCACUCAAGUCAACGCCAGCGGGGCAUCUCACAGUUGUAAGAGACUGCAACUGCGGACCGACACCCACGGAGACAAAGGCCCUGCGAAGGUUCCGUGAGAAGAGAUCGAGGAAACUGUAUGAGGCGAUGAUCAUCAAAAAAAAAAAAAGAGGAAAACUCCCGUGUCAGUGCAUCAUCAGUGGCAUUAAGUGACAAAGAAUUUCAUUACCUUCAUUUUCCUACUUGAGGUUGUUUCAGUGGUUUACUGUCAGCAACUUCCUCUUUCUUUCUGCAUUUUCUCAGUUUUUUUAAUGUAACAUCCUCCUCUUUCUUUCUUUGCGUUUUUCUCAGUUCUUUGAACAUAAUUUUCUUUUGGGAAGGUUUUUUUUUGUAUGCUCAAAAGAGAGAAAAAAAAUCACAGCAUCUCCACGUGGUGAAUAAUGUUGAUUGGGGCAAAGCUCUGGUGGUGCUGAUGAUACUGAUUUUUUUGUUCAUAGGUAGUGCUGAUGGUGCUGAUUAUUUUUAUUGCUCAUAGGUAGUGCCGAGUUCCGGGUUGCGUUUCGACUUCAUUAUUACUGCUUAUUACUUAUUACUUACUUAUUAUUACUAUUACUUACUUAUUAACCCCAGCUCUUGAGUUACUACCCCACCUCAGAGCCCCCUACUCGUCCCGCAGCUGUGGCCGAGUGGUUAAGGCGAUGGACUAGAAAUCCAUUGGGGUCUCCCCGCACAGGUUCGAAUCCUGUCGACUGCGCAAAAAUUUUUUCCUUUUUUAAGAAGACAGAUGGGAUGGCAAUCGAUGUGAGCACGGACCCUGGACGGACAAGGCUAGACCCUAAGGAGCUUCGCCCCUAAAACAAAUGCUACCGCUUUCUCGUCUUCGGCAUGAGUAUUAAAAUGAUAGUUGUGAGUUUGCGCUUGUUACGUCGGUGUGAACUUGACCUUUGUGCUAUUUAUCUGUAAUAUGCAUAUGCAUAGUCGUGGGAUUCGACAACAUGGCAUAAAUCGAAAAAAGAAUGCAAAGUGUACAUGUACGGUUGGUCUAUUUCAGUUUCUAACAAUCUUUCUUGUAUUAGGAGUACCUACACCUACUGUGCAAUGCCUUUGCUGCGAGUUUCUAAAAAGACAUUGCUUUUUUACAAAGCUUUUGGUGCAUGUCCCUGCUGAGGUCUUGGACAGUAAGUGUGCCAGACUAUAGUUAUCAGGAGCCUGUUGUGGAACUUUUGAGCGCAAGUGUAACAUAAUUACGGGGCACACCAAAUCUAGAUAGCAGACAGUCAUACCUUGCACUGACAAGGGAUGGGAAAGAAAGUAGUCAUUAAUAAUUAUCUCUAGCUCUUUCUUUUAUUGGUGCUCACUUUAAAGCAGUCCCUUAGUUCAUCACUUUCCCAUAAAAAUGUGCCAUCUAAUUUUAUUGGGUUCAUGAAGAAGCAUUGGUAGGUCAGUAAUUGGCACUUUUGAAAAUCAACAGCAAUUUACGUGGAUGUUUUUUUAAUGUUGUUGCAGGACAAUAUCUUGUGAUUCUGAAGUUUGUAAGCCGAGUUCCGGCUCUGACUGAUUUGUCCACUAGCGCACUUAAAGGGCAACUUCGCUUCAUUUUUUGUUUUGAAAAACAAUGCAGUCCUCUUCAGUAUCACCUAGGAAGACCACACGUCAAAUAUUACGACGCAGUUCUGUCUAAAUGUUUCUUAAACGGUCCGGCAAACUUUGCAACUCGCCAAGUUGUCGAAAUCGGCUGACUCGAGCGGGCGAAUUCAGGCGAAACCAGCAGCGCAGUCAAGGCUACGGCAUGGGCGGAGCCAACAUUGAGGUGAACGUCAUCAUCAUGGCCCCCUUUUGCUUGUUUUUACUUCUCCGGUCGAGCGUAGCGCAUGAUGUCAGCAAUGUUGCCUCUCGGCGCUCAGCGGUGUCCACGUGAUUGGCGCCUGCGCAGCGCGCUUCUUGGGAGCCUCCGGCCGCCUACCGUGGUCCCGCCGUUACCGCAGUCUUCCGCGUCACAACCAUCGUCGUCGUCUCACCUUUUGCGAUUAUUGUCUCUCGGAGUUUCAUCCACACUACGGACACCACGUGUGCAGACUUGUGCCACAGUUGUGCAGACGUCGUCGAAUGCCGUAGACACCAAAACGUGGCGAAGAUUGCGGUGCAGACGACACUCGCGCCUGCCACACGCCCG
Ixodes scapularis (black-legged tick) is the source of this 7464-nucleotide messenger RNA. Its product is annotated as transmembrane and coiled-coil domain-containing protein 4. NCBI's taxonomy places the organism in Eukaryota, Metazoa, Arthropoda, Arachnida, Ixodida, Ixodidae. The transcript has 15 exons. The record is from RefSeq and is a predicted model, not a curated record. Bases 395 to 2398 code for a protein of 667 amino acids.